Molecule: messenger RNA, 2324 nt
Organism: Lacerta agilis (Sand lizard)
Lineage: Eukaryota; Metazoa; Chordata; Lepidosauria; Squamata; Lacertidae
Product: oocyte zinc finger protein XlCOF6-like
Biological process (GO): regulation of immune system process; regulation of cytokine production; negative regulation of transcription by RNA polymerase II
Source: RefSeq, a predicted model, not a curated record
AUGAAGAAACCCAGUGUUGGAUUCUCUUCCUCCAAAACAGGUCAGGAAGAUGAGGGUCAGAAUUCAGCAGAGCCACCUAAUACACCAACAAAAUCACACGGGGGAAAGCCUUUUAAAUGUAUUGAAUGUGGAAAGAGCUUCAGUCAACGUGCAGACCUUAGAAGACACCAACGAACUCACACAGGGGAGAAACGAUUUAAUUGUAUUGAAUGUGGAAAGAGCUUUAGUCAAAGUGGAGCACUUAGAAGACAUCAACAAGCUCACACGGGGGAGAAACCAUUUAAAUGUAUUGAAUGUGGAAAGGGCUUCACUCAAAAUGUAAACUUGAGAAUACACCAACAAAAUCACAUGGGGCAGAAACCAUUUAAAUGUAUUGAAUGUGGAAAGAGCUUCAGUAGAAAGGAAACACUUAGAAUACAUCAGCGAACUCACACAGGGGAGAAACCAUUUGAAUGUAUGGAAUGUGGAAAGAGCUUCAGUCAAAAUGGAAACCUUAGAAUACAUCAUCAAACUCAUACAGGGGAGAAACCAUUUAAAUGUAUUGAAUGUGGAAAGAGCUUCAGUAGAGGUGGAGUCCUUAGAAGACACCAACGAACUCACACAGGGGAGAAACCAUUUAAAUGUUUUGAAUGUGGAAAGAGCUUCAGUGGAAUUGGAGACCUUAGAAGACAUCAACGAACUCACACAGGAGAGAAACCAUUUAAAUGUAUUGAAUGUGGAAAAAGCUUCCAUGCAAGUGGAUCACUUCGAAUACAUCAACAAACUCACACAGGAGAGAAUCCAUUUAAAUGUAUUGAAUGUGGAAAAAGCUUCCAUGCAAGUGGAUCACUUCGAAUACAUCAACGAACUCACACAGGAGAGAAACCAUUUAAAUGUAUUGAAUGUGGAAAAAGCUUCCAUGCAAGUGGAUCACUUCGAAUACAUCAACGAACUCACACAGGAGAGAAUCCAUUUAAAUGUAUUGAAUGUGGAAAAAGCUUCCAUGCAAGUUGGUCACUUCGAAUACAUCAACAAACUCACACAGGAGAGAAACCAUUUAAAUGUAUUGAAUGUGGAAAAAGCUUCCAUGCAAGUGGAUCACUUCGAAUACAUCAACGAACUCACACAGGGGAGAAACCAUUUAAAUGUUUUGAAUGUGGAAAGAGCUUCAGUGGAAGUGGAGACCUUAGAAGACACCAACGAACUCACACGGUGGAGAAACCAUUUAACUGCAUGGAAUGUGGAAAGAGCUUCCGUGGAAGUGGAGACCUUAGAAAACACCAGCAAACUCACACAGGGGAGAAACCAUUUGAAUGUAUGGAAUGUGGAAAGAGCUUCAGUCAAAAUGGACACCUUAGAAUACAUCAUCAAACUCAUACAGGGGAGAAACCAUUUAAAUGUAUUGAAUGUGGAAAGAGCUUCAGUGGAAGUGGAGGCCUUAGAACACACCAACGAACUCACACAGGAGAGAAACCAUUUAAAUGUAUUGAAUGUGGAAAGAGCUUCAGUAGAGGUGGAGUCCUUAGAAGACACCAAUGAACUCACACAGGGGAGAAACCAUUUAAAUGUUUUGAAUGUGGAAAGAGCUUCAGUGGAAGUGGCGACCUUAGAAGACAUCAACAAACUCACACAGGAGAGAAGCCAUUUAAAUGUAUUGAAUGUGGAAAAAGCUUCCAUGCAAGUGGAUCACUUCGAAUACAUCAACAAACUCACACAGGAGAGAAACCAUUUAAAUGUAUUGAAUGUGGAAAAAGCUUCCAUGCAAGUGGAUCACUUCGAAUACAUCAACGAACUCACACAGGAGAGAAUCCAUUUAAAUGUAUUGAAUGUGGAAAAAGCUUCCAUGCAAGUGGAUCACUUCGAAUACAUCAACAACACACAGGAGAGAAACCAUUUAAAUGUAUUGAAUGUGGAAAAAGCUUCCAUGCAAGUGGAUCACUUCGAAUACAUCAACAAACUCACACAGGAGAGAAACCAUUUAAAUGUAUUGAAUGUGGAAAGAGCUUCAGUAGAGGUGGAGACCAGGGCUGGCUAUAGGCAGCAUAGGACUCCCUUAUUAGAACAGUUCCGCUGACUAAUGGUCUGUUUUUGGACACAAUUCUAAGUGUUGGUUAUCACCCAUAAAGCCCUGCAUGGCCUAAUACGAAAAUGCUAUGUCCUCUAUUGAUAGUUUUGUGCGGCUGCAAGAGAUCGUAAUGUAUGUCUUUGAAGUCUGUUCAGCACCAUCUUUGGGCUAAUAACAUCUGUGCAACUGUUGUCGCAUACAUAGUCUUCUCUGCUCUUUUGGGAUCUCAGUACCUGUAAUUCCAAAUAAAAAGGCUUCUGAUUUCUUAAGAAAAGUUAUU